AUGGCGCCAUCACCAGAGCCGCCCCCCUCCACUGGUGCGUCACAGAGCCCCGACGACAAGAGCGUUGGUACCGGUAGCGCCAGGCGAUACUGCUGGGAAUGCCAGCGCCGGCGCUUGGUCUGCGACUCGAACCGCCCCGUCUGCUCUAAAUGUAAGCUUAGCGGCAUAGUGUGCCCCGGGUAUGAGAACGUAAAGCCUUUGACCUGGGUGGCCCCUAAUCAGAUCACGACACGGACACGGAGGGGCGGAAGAAAACCGAAAACUGAAAAAGUCGACAUCGCCAAUAAGGGCACGAAAGGUAGCGGCAAGAAAAAGGCGAUCCCAAAGACCCCUGAAGAGGAAGGUCACAGGGUACAGCUCGUCCAUGUAUUUCCCGGACAAGAGCUCCGGACGGAAACGUGUGACAUUGCUGAGGCUUCGGUAUACUGGAACGAACAGGUUUACCCGUACUUCUAUGAGAAUCAGCUCAGUAAGAGCCCAUGGGUCGUACCUAUUUCACACAUCCAUGCGAUGAAGCCCUACAGACGACAUGGGCUAGUCACCAUGGCUAUCGAGCACCGGAUGUCGCGCCUAUCGCCGGCACGGAAUGACGCUUAUGCAGUUGAGGUCAGAGCUAGAGCCUACCAACACCGUCUCACAGCAAUCCGGGCCCUCAACAAGGAGAUCGAAAACGAGAGUACGCGGUGCUCUGAUGCGACUCUGGCGGGCGUAAUUGUUUUCCUCUUCGGUGAUCUCAUGGGGAGUGCAACGGAGCCAAAUUGGCGUGUUCACCUGAGUGGAUUCGCUGCGUUGAUCGCCUUGCGUGGUGGCUGGGAUGCGUUCUGUCAAAAGUCGCCGCAUCUCAAGUCUUUGGUAUUGUUCUGUAAAAUAAUCGAGAAUCUUGCCAACACGACCAGCCCAGCCCACGACCAAGUGUCCCCAGUAGCCAACUAUAAAAUACGGAACGUGGUAAGGGACGUGUUCUCGAUUGGAUAUUACCCCCAAUUUCCAUGUCCGGUCGACUUGCUCAUCGAUAUAAUCCACAUCAACCGCCUCCGCUUCCAAGCAACAUGCAGUCAACCUGAAGGAUCUCUCACUUCGAUUAGGAUUGAAGCAGAACGUCUCCUGGAUAGAAUUCUGGACUAUUCACCGGAAUUCUGGGCUAGUAGCACGGAACCUCUAGUAGAUGGGCAUCUUUUGAUGGCCAAGACCUACCGGUCUGCCGUGGUGCUAUUCGGUGUUUCUUCGUUACAGAGUGUCAAGGUCAUUCCUCUAUCAAAGGACUGGAUGACUGUCAAGGAUAAGCACUGCAAUAGGCUGUUUUCUUUUCUCAAGGCCUCGCUUGCCUCUCCAGCGCUAAAGAUUUGCACCACAUGGCCAAUGAUUGUAGCUGGAUUUGAAGCGAAGAUUGGGAAUCCAUCGAUGCGGAACUUCGUCCUGGGGCGUAUGAAAGAAGACAGUCAGCGGAUGGGAAUUUAUCUUCCAUUCGCAGCCAAAGAGGUACUCGAAAGAUUCUAUGCCUCUGCUGAAAACACCUGGGACGACUGUUUUGAUGGUCCGCAUGCGCUGUUCACAUAG
Colletotrichum phormii is the source of this 1557-nucleotide messenger RNA. RefSeq names its product C6 zinc finger domain-containing protein. The record is from RefSeq and is a predicted model, not a curated record. Gene Ontology annotation, molecular function: DNA-binding transcription factor activity, RNA polymerase II-specific; zinc ion binding. NCBI's taxonomy places the organism in Eukaryota, Fungi, Ascomycota, Sordariomycetes, Glomerellales, Glomerellaceae. Gene Ontology annotation, biological process: regulation of DNA-templated transcription. The coding region runs from base 1 to 1557 and encodes 518 amino acids. The transcript has 4 exons.